AUGGCUCUGGCAUCAGACAGCGCCCAGUUUUUACUACACAGGAUUGAUCUAGCCAAUGACGGCCUCCCCUCAUACUAUCCAAACCACCCAAAGCCAAUCUUCAGGAAGAUUAGCGAAACCCAGGGCCUAUCAAUGGCUGUCAAGACACUUCCAACACAUGGUAUGAAACAGAUCAUUUUGAGCGUUUAUAUUGACAGAUUUCCUAGCCAAUGUUUGAAAGGCAUGCUCAGCUUGGCUCAUGUAAACUUGACGAGAACCCAUGAAACUCUUCAAACUGAAGAAAACGGACAGAAGGUUAUCAGGACAACCUAUAAGGAGCAUUGCAAAGGACCAGUCUUUCUACUGACUUUUGGGGUUGCUUACUGCAACGGUUCAGUGAGUCUGAGGAUCUCCUGGGAACAAUCACAACAAAUAUGCCAUCUAACCCUAACCCUUGCCGCCUGCAAUGCUGCUAAUUAUGAACCGUUGGCAAGGAGUGCUCAAGAACAUCGAGGACUUGGACCGGCUCAAGAGAACCCUGGACCCGCUUUUAGGAUACAGAACAAGAUCACAUCCCAAGCCCAACCAACUCAUCCACUCAUCUGA
Puccinia graminis f. sp. tritici CRL 75-36-700-3 is the source of this 585-nucleotide messenger RNA. RefSeq lists its product as uncharacterized. The transcript has 3 exons. The record is from RefSeq and is a predicted model, not a curated record. Lineage: Eukaryota; Fungi; Basidiomycota; Pucciniomycetes; Pucciniales; Pucciniaceae. The coding region runs from base 1 to 585 and encodes 194 amino acids.